This is a messenger RNA of Thamnophis elegans (Western terrestrial garter snake), 8677 nucleotides long. It is a transcript of the gene PTPRD, whose product is annotated as protein tyrosine phosphatase receptor type D. NCBI's taxonomy places the organism in Eukaryota, Metazoa, Chordata, Lepidosauria, Squamata, Natricidae. The record is from RefSeq and is a predicted model, not a curated record. Gene Ontology annotation, molecular function: protein tyrosine phosphatase activity; protein binding. Gene Ontology annotation, biological process: protein dephosphorylation.
GAAAGUUCUUCAUCUGGAAUUUCAGGUUGGAGAUACUCGCAGUGGCUUCUAAGCCAGUGACCAAAGCUGUCGAAGCAUGCUGGUGCCAAGCUGUCAGAUGAUGCACAUAACCAGGCCAAUAGUAGUGCUACUAUGCUUCCUACUUUGUGCAGAUGCUGAAACACCACCAAAGUUUGCAAGAACACCUGUUGACCAGACAGGGGUCUCUGGAGGAGUUGCCUCAUUCAUCUGUCAAGCUACAGGAGACCCAAGGCCUAAAAUUGUCUGGAACAAGAAGGGCAAAAAAGUCAGCAAUCAGAGAUUUGAGGUAAUAGAGUUUGAUGAUGGGUCUGGAUCAGUCCUCAGAAUACAACCACUGCGAACUCCACGAGAUGAAGCUAUUUAUGAAUGUGUUGCCUCCAACAGUGUUGGAGAAAUAAGUGUGUCCACAAGACUUACUGUCUUGCGUGAGGAUCAAAUUCCACGUGGUUUUCCCACCAUUGAUAUGGGACCACAAUUAAAGGUGGUUGAGCGCACUCGAACAGCCACUAUGUUAUGUGCAGCCAGCGGCAAUCCUGAUCCAGAAAUAACAUGGUUCAAAGAUUUUUUACCUGUAGAUACAAGCAACAACAAUGGGCGCAUUAAGCAAUUACGAUCAGGUGCCCUCCAAAUCGAAUUGAGUGAAGAAUCUGACCAAGGCAAAUAUGAGUGUGUUGCAACCAACAGUGCGGGUACUCGCUAUUCUGCCCCUGCCAAUCUUUAUGUCAGAGAGCUGCGAGAAGUUCGCCGGGUGCCACCAAGAUUCUCAAUCCCCCCCACCAACCAUGAAAUUAUGCCUGGAGGAAGUGUUAACAUCACCUGUGUUGCUGUGGGAUCACCAAUGCCAUAUGUAAAAUGGAUGCUGGGAGCUGAAGAUCUGACACCAGAAGAUGAUAUGCCAAUUGGAAGGAAUGUCCUAGAGCUCAAUGAUGUUAGGCAGUCUGCUAAUUAUACCUGUGUGGCCAUGUCUACUCUUGGUGUUAUAGAAGCAAUAGCACAGAUAAAUGUAAAAGCAUUGCCCAAACCUCCAGGAACUCCUGUUGUGACUGAAAGCACAGCAACAAGCAUUACUUUGACCUGGGAUUCUGGAAAUCCUGAGCCAGUGUCUUACUACAUAAUCCAGCAUAAACCUAAGAAUUCCGAGGAACUAUAUAAAGAAAUUGAUGGAGUAGCCACAACAAGAUAUAGUGUGGCUGGCUUAAGCCCAUAUUCUGAAUAUGAGUUCAGAGUGGUUGCAGUGAAUAAUAUAGGAAGGGGUCCACCCAGUGAACCUGUGACAACACGGACCUCAGAGCAAGCACCAUCUAGUGCCCCACGUAAUGUACAGGCUCGUAUGUUGAGCUCAACCACCAUUUUAGUGCAGUGGGAAGAGCCUGAGGAACCAAAUGGUCAAAUACAAGGCUACAGAGUGUAUUACACUAUGGAUCCUUCCCAACAUGUCAACAGUUGGUUAAAACAUAAUGUGGCUGAUAGCCAUAUCACCACCAUUGGGAAUCUUGUACCACAGAAAACGUAUUCAGUGAAAGUACUUGCCUUUACCUCAGUUGGAGAUGGACCACUUUCUAGUGAUAUACAAGUCAUCACUCAGACAGGAGUCCCAGGACAACCAUUAAACUUCAAAGCUGAACCUGAAUCUGAAACAAGCAUAUUACUUUCAUGGACCCCUCCACGAUCUGAUACAAUCUCCAAUUAUGAUCUUGUUUACAAGGAUGGAGAACAUGGUGAAGAGCAGAGAAUUUCUAUUGAUCCAGCUACAUCUUAUCACUUGCAAGGCCUAAAGCCAAAUAGCUUAUACUACUUUCGUUUGGCUGCACGUUCUCCACAGGGUCUUGGUGCAUCAACAACAGAAAUUUCAGCUAGAACCAUGCAGUCAAAGCCAUCAGCUCCUCCUCAAGACAUUAGUUGCAACAGCCCCAGCUCCACUAGUAUUUUGGUAAGUUGGCAACCUCCUCCAAUGGAAAAACAGAAUGGAAUUAUCACUUCCUAUUCCAUCAAGUACACUGGAACUGAUGGAGAAGAUGACAAGCCCCAUGAAAUUUUGGGAAUUACUCCAGAUACUACACAGUACCUUUUGGAACAGUUGGAAAAAUGGACUGAAUAUCGCAUUUCUGUGGCAGCCCACACUGAUGUCGGACCUGGCCCAGAGAGUGAAUCUGUAUUUAUUCGGACAGAUGAAGAUGUUCCUAGUGGUCCUCCUCGCAAAGUCGAGGUUGAGGCUGUCAACUCUACAUCUGUUAAAGUGUCAUGGCGUUCUCCAGUGCCCAAUAAGCAGCAUGGCCAAAUCCGAGGUUACCAGGUGCAUUAUGUGAAGAUGGAAAAUGGAGAGCCUAGGGGCCAACCUAUGCUGAAGGAUAUCAUGUUGGCUGAUGCACAGUGGGAAUAUGAUGAUACUACUGAACAUGAGAUGAUCAUAGCUGGAUUACAGCCAGAAACAACCUAUUCCCUUACUGUGACAGCCUAUACAACCAAAGGAGACGGAGCACGGAGCAAACCUAGAUUAGUAUCUACUACUGGUGCAGUUCCAGGAAAACCUCGGCUUGUAAUUAGCCACACACAAAUGGGUACGGCUCUAAUUCAGUGGCACCCACCUGUCGAUACAUAUGGCCCCCUACAAGGGUACCGCCUGAGGUUUGGCCGCAAAGACAUGGAUGCAUUUACGACACGGGAUUUUACUGAUAAAGAUGACCACUACACGGCUACUGAUAUUCAUAAAGGGACUUCUUACAUCUUCAGGCUUUCAGCUAGAAAUAAAGUGGGCUUUGGGGAAGAAAUGGUAAAAGAAAUUUUGAUUCCAGAAGAUCUACCAAGUGGAUUUCCUCAAAAUCUACAUUCAGAAAGUGCCACCUCAACAUCUGUCCAACUAACUUGGCAACCACCCAUUUUAUCUGAGAGAAAUGGUAUAAUCACCAAAUACACUCUACAGUACAGAGAUAUCAAUGUGGUCAAUCAACAAACAGAGAUCCCUGUUGCUCCUGUUGAUACUAUAAUGACACUUUCAGGCUUAAAACCAGAUACCACAUAUGAUGUAAAAAUACGUGCACAUACAAGCAAAGGGCCCGGUCCAUAUAGUCCCAGUAUCCAGUUUAGGACAUUACCUGUGGAUCAAGCAGUGUUUGCAAAAAAUUUUCAUGUCAAAGCAGUAAUGAAAACAUCAGUCCUUCUUUCUUGGGAUAUACCAGAGAAUUACAAUUCUGCUCUGCCUUUCAAAAUUCUUUAUGAUGAUGGGAAAAUGGCAGUUGAAGUGGAUGGCCGAGCCACCCAGAAACUGAUCAUCAAUCUGAAGCCAGAGACAUCCUAUUCUUUUGUGCUAACCAAUAGAGGGAACAGUGCUGGAGGUCUGCAACACAGGGUAACAGCAAAAACAGCUCCAGAUGUACUACGCACCCAACCACUUUUCAUUGAUAAGACCAAUCUAGAUGGAAUGAUAACAGUGAAACUACCAGAAGUACCAGCAAACAAAACUAUCAAAGGUUACUAUAUAGUAAUCGUACCUUUGAUAAAGAAAUCAGAUGGAAAAUUCAUGAAACCACGCGAGAGCCCAGAUGAAAUGGAAUUAGAUGAGCUACUGAAAGAGAUAGCACGAAACGCAGUGAAGCAUUCGUUGGGGAGAGAAGCAGAUUUAAAGCCAUAUAUUGCAGCACACUUUGAAGUUCUUCCUACUGAGUUCACCCUGGGGGAAUAAGAAACAGUAUGGUGGUUUGAGAACAAGCAGCUCCCAAAUGGCCAAGAAUAUGUUGUCUUUAUUGUAGCUGUGAUGGAACACUCAGAAUCAACCAUGUAUGCAACCAGCCCAUAUUCUGAAACAGUUGUAUCAGUGGAUCUUAAUCCCCAGCCAAUUACAGAAGAGGAAGAGGUGAUCUGGGUUGUAGGACCAGUCCUUGCAGUUAUUAUCAUCUGUAUUGUUAUAGCUAUUCUACUUUAUAAAAGCAGUAAACCUGACAGAAAAACAGCAGACACAGACUCUAGAAAGAACAGUAUCCCCAACAGUAAAGAAAUCCCUUCACAUCAUCCCACAGAUCCAGUAGAGCGAAGACGCCUAAAUUUUCAAACUCCAGGUAUGGCCAGCCACCCACCAAUACCUAUUUUGGAACUUGCAGAUCACAUUGAAAGACUGAAGGCAAAUGACAACCUGAAAUUUUCCCAAGAAUAUGAGUCAAUCGACCCAGGUCAGCAAUUUACAUGGGAACACUCUAAUCUGGAAGUGAAUAAACCAAAGAACAGAUAUGCAAAUGUAAUUGCUUAUGAUCAUUCUCGAGUUCUUCUAUCAGCAAUAGAAGGCAUACCUGGCAGUGAUUAUAUAAAUGCUAACUAUAUAGAUGGUUACAGAAAGCAGAAUGCUUAUAUUGCAACCCAAGGAGCUCUUCCCGAAACCUUUGGAGACUUCUGGAGAAUGAUGUGGGAGCAAAGGAGUGCCACUGUUGUCAUGAUGACCAAAUUAGAAGAAAGAUCUAGGGUUAAAUGUGAUCAGUAUUGGCCAAGCAGAGGAACAGAAACAUAUGGAUUGAUUCAAGUCACAUUGCUAGAUACUGUAGAAUUGGCAACAUACUGUGUUAGAACAUUUGCCCUUUAUAAGAAUGGAUCGAGUGAGAAGAGAGAAGUUAGACAAUUCCAGUUCACUGCAUGGCCAGAUCAUGGCGUUCCAGAACAUCCAACACCAUUCUUAGCUUUCUUACGACGAGUUAAAACUUGUAAUCCUCCUGAUGCUGGACCAAUGGUCGUGCACUGCAGUGCUGGAGUUGGUAGGACCGGCUGUUUCAUUGUAAUAGAUGCCAUGCUAGAGAGAAUAAAACAUGAAAAGACUGUAGAUAUUUAUGGCCAUGUAACUCUAAUGAGAGCCCAGAGAAAUUACAUGGUUCAAACAGAGGACCAAUACAUCUUUAUCCAUGAUGCACUGCUUGAAGCAGUGACUUGUGGAAAUACCGAAGUGCCAGCCAGAAACCUGUAUGCAUAUAUUCAGAAGCUGACACAGAUAGAAACAGGAGAGAAUGUCACAGGAAUGGAAUUGGAAUUUAAGCGGCUAGCCAGCUCUAAAGCUCAUACUUCAAGAUUUAUUAGUGCCAAUCUUCCAUGUAAUAAAUUUAAAAAUCGCCUUGUCAAUAUUAUGCCAUAUGAAUCCACAAGGAUAUGUUUGCAACCUAUCAGAGGAGUGGAAGGCUCUGAUUAUAUCAAUGCCAGUUUUAUCGAUGGAUACAGGCAGCAAAAAGCCUAUGUAGCUACACAGGGACCUUUGGCAGAAACAACAGAAGAUUUCUGGAGAAUGCUUUGGGAGCACAAUUCAACCAUUGUAGUCAUGCUUACUAAGCUACGAGAAAUGGGCAGAGAAAAAUGCCACCAGUAUUGGCCAGCAGAGCGCUCAGCCAGAUAUCAAUAUUUUGUGGUCGAUCCUAUGGCAGAGUAUAAUAUGCCACAAUACAUCCUAAGAGAAUUCAAGGUCACAGACGCCCGGGAUGGCCAGUCCCGAACAGUGAGGCAAUUCCAGUUUACUGACUGGCCUGAACAAGGAGUGCCAAAAUCGGGAGAAGGGUUUAUAGACUUCAUUGGCCAAGUUCAUAAAACAAAAGAGCAGUUUGGACAAGAUGGGCCAAUUUCGGUUCACUGUAGUGCGGGUGUUGGAAGAACUGGAGUGUUCAUAACCCUAAGCAUUGUGUUGGAACGAAUGAGAUAUGAAGGUGUUGUAGAUAUUUUCCAGACUGUCAAAAUGCUAAGGACGCAGCGGCCAGCCAUGGUACAAACAGAGGAUCAGUAUCAGUUCUGCUAUCGAGCUGCACUAGAAUAUCUGGGCAGCUUUGAUCACUAUGCAACGUAAAAACAAAUGGAAAAACGCUGACCCAUUCUGGAUUGUUAACUACAGGCCCUUUAAGAUCCAGAGAGCCUCUUCUGAGCCAUACAGUGUGCUUGAGAAGUACUUAACUUUAAAUUAAAGACCAAUUAGUGGGAAAUAUUAACAGGAAACAAAACAAACUGCCGGAUGAACCAACAAUUCAGUCAUCAGUAAACUUAACCAGAAACACAAUUAAAGAAACUUGACUGGGUUGAGGCACCGGAAGGAUUUCAGUUUACAGAGAUCCCAGGAUUCUGUUUUGAUUGAAUUUGAAUGAAAAGGAAGAGGACAUUCCUUCCAAGGACGAUCAUCUCGUUCAGGACCGCAUGAUAAUCAACGAUGCCAACCUUAGGUUUCUGCAAUUCAGCGUCAGAUGUUCGUCAGGAGGCCCAUCCCGGCUCCUCCAGAACAAAACCACCUCUUGGUUCCAACAUCCCCCCCCCUUCCUGCCAUAUUGCUCAUCAGUAACCUUUGGGGUUGGGAGGGCAAAGGGCAAAUGUUUGAAAAGAAAGUCCUUUAUUUAGUUUUCUAGUAUUGUAAAGAUACUGCUGACCUGUGCUUCAUUUUUAACUGUGUAAACUUUUUUUCCUUUUUUAAAAAAACGACGACAAAGGUUUAUCAUUCGAUGAAGUAAAUUCAAACAAAAAUUGCAUACCUGUUCGAUUUUUUUUGUUUGUUUCUGAAUUGUAGUUUUUUUAUGCUGUAGAACUGUUACCUGUAAUAUCUCGCUGUAGAAAUGUUAAAUAAUUUUGACAAUUUGCACAUUUUUGUGCAGCCCUAUAUUUAUCUCCAGGACCACAUUCUCAUUUAGAUCUUGCUUUUACAUUUGAUUUUUUUUUCAAUGAAAUAUAAAUCAGUUAAUCUACAUAUGGGAGAUUUUGUUUUUAUUUCUUUUGGAAUCAACAGGGAAGCGCAAGUAUAAAGCUGCUACUAACGCUCACACGUUUCUCUUUCUAUUAUAAAUAUAUGUAUAUCUCUCUCAUUCUCUCUCUAUCCAUCUACAACAAUAAUACGUAGAUAGACAGAAAGAAAUGCACAUAAAUAUAAAUAUAUAAAUAUAAAUAUACAUGUAUCAGUUCUUCCAUGACUUGGAUUUGUUGAAGUAGUGGGGGGGAAAAUACAAAUUGAUACAUUCAGACACCAUACAACAUUUCUACACAUCUCUGCAUUUCGAGGUUUGCUUUUGAGGGAUUUGUGUUUCUUUUAUCUUUUUGUUUUGCUUUCUUUUCAAUUUCCUAGGGGAAAUGAGGAAUGCACAUCAGUGAUACUUGAAAUUCAACCUUACCCAAAUCUAAUGGGUAGAAAUCAUGUGCACACAUAUCAUUCAUCACCCAUGCACAUUAAGGUUUGAUCUGCCGUUACUAGAAGGGAAGGCCCAUUAACUCAGUGGGACUUACUCCUAAAUAAACCUGCUUAGGGAUUGCAUUGCAUAUCAUGUUAUAGCUCUCAGUGAGAUUUCAUAUUGCAAAAAGUUUAGUGCAACAGCAUCCAUAAUAAGUAUAGGAAGUAGGCAUACAAAGGAGGUCAGUGCAUAUCCCUAAUGGAAGGAAAAUGCUAUAAUAGUUGUCAAGGGUUUUUAAAAUGUAUCCACUUAUAAAAUUGUCUGCAGUAUAGAAUAGGUUUUUGGAAUGACGACGUAAAAUGGGGCAAAGCCAAACACACGUUGGUCUGUAGGCCAGAAUAUUUUCUGGCAGACAGCACUAGUUAGAAAUGCUGUUUUUCAGUUUUAAUUUUUGCAUUUAGAGUGCCUUAUAUUUGAUGCCUAUUUUGAUAGCAUUGCUUCGAUUUCUUUUGUCUAUGUUUGCUCCAACAGGAUCUCUGUGAUUUCUCAUCAACCUUUUUUUUCCAAUUAACACAGUCUCUUUUCAGCAUGUGAAGUUUUUCUUAACAAUAUUCAUUCCAAGUUUUCACUAUUGAUAUUUUUUUUCAUCCAUACCAGAGGGUAGUCAGGCACCCUGUAGGCACAGGCAAACUAUUUCAAAAAUGCCCCCAGCUGGCAUUCAUAACUAUAAUUUUAUUUUGUUCUGUUUUAUAGACAUGCUGCUAUUCUAAAAAUAUAAUAAAAUACUCCUAAUACUUUAGGAAUGGCAAUUUGACUGGGUUUGGAUCCCCACUCAUGUACGUGAAUUUCACUGGAGGUCACAACAUGUUCUUUUAACUCAAGCAAGGAGGGCUCUGAGAUCAGCUGGAUUGGACAAAGGACUUACGGUGGUAUUGUCUAAUGACAACUGAAUAAAUGGAUUGUGCCAGUUGAACAGAAGCCAUUGUUUCUUAUAUUGGGCUUGGUCAACCUGGUGCCAUUUUGAUCAAAAUAUAGAUCACAAAGAAAUGUUCUUAGAUGUGUUUCCAUAAAUAAAAGCAACCAGGAAUAUACCUACAUUAGCAUUUAUUUUUCCAUGUUUUCCACCAUUACCAGAAAUAAAUAUAUUAAAAGACCAAACACUAGAAAGCAUUCUAUUUGAGCACUUUUAUAUAUAUAUAUAUUUUAAGAAAAUCAAUUAAAAAGCGCAAAAAACAAAAAAAAUCCACAUACAUAUGUAUAAUAGUUUUUAAAUAAGCAUUAUAGAAGGCUACCUCAGAGUGAGAUUCUUUAAUUCUACAUCAGAAUCCAACAUGAAUGUGUGCACUGCAUGUUUUCUUUUGAUUUGUUUCUGUCAAAAAUAAAAAGGGGCCGGGCUACAUACAGAACUCACACUUUCAAUCAAAAGGAUGGCUCGACAGAUUGACAUGCCGUCCAAAGAUGCUGGAGAGGCACGGCUGCACAAACGCUUUGGGUGAACUGGCUUAAAUUCAAGCACAACCCUGCAAGGGCCAAAGCAAUAGAAUUCCCCCCCCCCC